GAUCGAAGCAUUUUCCACUUCCGCUCCUCCUAUGUGGCCCUGGGAUGAGAUUACAGGAGAGAUGUAAUGGAAGGCAAUGCUGGAGGAAGGUCAUCAUCGCACUGGCAUGUCUGUUAUAAGGAAGCUGUAUGAUCGUGUGAUCAGGACAUUGAUGGUGUCUAAUAUCAUGCAAACAUGGAAAGUACUUCCAGAACGUAUCAAACAAGACAGAAAAGAAAGUCAAAUGAGCCCAUUCCAAAGUCCAGGGUGGACUGGAAACGUACAAAAAUAGACGCUAUAUCGCGCAUUGUUGACUCUGAUGAGUCGAAUUCCACAUCCGAAGAAGAGGAGGAGCGAGAUGAUAGCAGCAGCCUAUCCAGUGUAGAGAAUGAAGAACAGCUUGAAGUAUCUAAAUGUACUACAGAUGAUGGGGAAGACACCAUCAAGAAACCCAGACACAAGAACAGAUCUAUGACAAUAGAAAGCGGCGACAGUAGCUCCGACAGCGAUGGGCCAGGUUUGAGAGUCCUUGUCAGACGCCGUCGUACUAUAGAUGAAGAUGAUGACUCUUUGAAUAUACCCAAUGAUGGGAGAGUUUCGGAGGAAGCCAAGGCGCAAAUCAAGAAACAAAAGAGGAAAGAUAGUCUGAAUCAGCUUGUUGAGAAAAGACGAUCCCGAAACCCAAGAGCCAGCUGGGAAUCCGAUGAGGCAAGUUCCAGCAGUGAGUACAUUCCCCUGACUCCAGAAACGAUGGGUGAAGAUGAGGACAGUCAGGAGAUGGACGACUUUAUAGAACAGGACGAGGAAGAUGAAGUUGAUGAAGAUGGAAACCGAUCAAUGAGAUAUCAGGAGUUGUUCUUGAGGCACAAACUUCCUCAGUUUGCUUGUAAUGACCUUCAUACACAUCUCGAGAAGGUGAUCAGGGCUUUCCUAAUUAAUAUUGUUGACGACAAAUUUCUAGUAACUUUGUACGGAGGAAAAAGAAAGAAGAGGUAUGCAAAAGAGAUGCUGAAGUCUCUGAAUCAUUUGGAUGAACGUGUCCUAUCUCCUCGUCUUGAAAAACUCAUCACAAGCUGUCGAUGGAAACCCCGGUACAAGGAGAGGGUAAAUUCUUACCCAAAACUUCACCUAAGGGUGAUAAAGGCUGAAAAGCAAUCGUGCGGUGCCUGUGAAUUGUUCCGGUACUGCAAAUAUGUGGUGACCCUCUCCGGACAAGCCUACGACAAUGAAACAUUAGAAAAUGAUAACUUUCUUCCUGAAGAUAAACAGUAUUUGGAGGUUGGCAGUACAUGUGGCCAUCGUACCGAAGUGUAUCACCGAGUCAAGCAUUAUAAAUUCCACCUGUACAAACGUUGCAUUCCAUUUGUACAGACCUCUGAGGAACAAUCUGUUAAAGAAACAGUGGACAUGGCUCUAUCGAAAAUGGAAGAGCAACAAUUCAUUCAGGAGGAAAUUGAUCGUCUUCAAAUGUAUGUGGAUGCAGCAGAAACGUUUCAGGAUGAAACAGAGGAGUCAUUAAUUUCUUAAAUUGAAGAGUUUAGCUCCUCCUUUUUUGUAAAUACUUUUGAUGAAUUUAAUUUGACUGUGUUUGACUGAACACAUUAAAAUCGGUCUCUCUAAAAUGGAA
Molecule: messenger RNA, 1606 nt
Organism: Rana temporaria (common frog)
Lineage: Eukaryota; Metazoa; Chordata; Amphibia; Anura; Ranidae
Gene: CCDC82
Product: coiled-coil domain containing 82
Exons: 8
Coding region: 175-1506 (443 amino acids)
Cellular component (GO): nucleus
Source: RefSeq, a predicted model, not a curated record